AUGAAGAAAGGAGAUAUACAGCUCGGACUUCGGCGCAAGUCGCGCAAGAACGACAAGGAGAUCGAAUUUGGAUGUUUCACAAUACGCGACCGAAAAACGGACCAUGAUCCACUGGCAAGUCGCACAUACUCUUUGCAUCACCUCCCUAAGGAUGAGCAAGCCACCGAGGCUUUGACGUACCUGGAGAGAUGGCUUAAAUAUGCAUGUACGCGGUUAAACCACAAGUGGGACAGUGGUGACUACGCGUUCCCAGCACUGACAAAGGUUCCCCGCGGCGGUGCUAAACGUCCGAAGAACUCUCUCGCUAGCGCUAGUCCUAAUGGGACAUUUGGGAAUGUUGGCGUUAAAUGGGGCGCUCCAAUGUCGGACAGUAACUUCACUCAGAUUAUCAACAUUGUCGCCAAUGCAGCUGGAAUCAGCAAGAAUCUCCUUGGGGAUGACAUCUGGUUUACAUCACAUUGCUUUAGGCUAGGCGGAGCUCGUGGUGGGCAGGAUGGGCGCCAAGUGAAAAGGCUGAGACCGUAA
Messenger RNA from Phytophthora infestans T30-4, 525 nucleotides. RefSeq lists its product as uncharacterized. The transcript has 2 exons. Gene Ontology annotation, molecular function: DNA binding. Lineage: Eukaryota; Oomycota; Peronosporomycetes; Peronosporales; Peronosporaceae. Bases 1 to 525 code for a protein of 174 amino acids. Gene Ontology annotation, biological process: DNA integration; DNA recombination. The record is from RefSeq and is a predicted model, not a curated record.